AUGACAACAGCCGUAAGUCCCUCGACUCCAAAGCAUAAUAAGUCGGACUUAUACCAUUGGAGUAAAGACGAAAUUGUUCAAAGAGUUUUGGAACUAGAAGAGGAACUUGUAGAUUUUCAAGGAUAUUCCAAAGAAUUAGAAGAAGCAUUAGAAGAAGAGUUAAAACAACUAGAACUUGAUAAUAAGAAAUUGACCUCUGUGAAGAAGGAAAAUGAAGCAACGAUCAAAAUACAGAGCACUAAGAUUAAGGAACUUACUCGACAGCUAAGAGACCAAGAAGAAACCUACAAUGAGGAUAAACUCAAGAAUGAGGCUGAAGUCCGAAGUUUAAAACAGAAACUUGUUGACAUUGAAAUCAUAAAUGACAAUAUGGAAUCCAAUGAUCGUGUGAUAUCCCAGAAACUUGAAUUACUGAAUCAAUUUAAUAAUGAACUCAUUGAGAAAAUAGCGUUAUUGGAGAAUGAUCUUUACAUGGAAAGAAAGGCUAACAACGAGAAGGAUUUGUUUAUAUCUAAUUAUCAGAACACUAUCAAUGAUUUAAAACAACAAGUGGACGAAAAUACCAAUACAGAUAUCAAUACUAGUAUUGGGGAAGUAGAUGUACUGGUUUUGAGUAUGAAGGAUGUUUUGAGGGCAGGCCCCCCAAUUUCACCUUUCAGUAAAGAUAUCAAAGACAAUAAGAAAGGAAUGGUCAAAUCAGACUCAUUACAAAAAUUGCAUGAAUUACUGGUCAAAACUGAAGGAUUAUCCAAUAGGAUCAAAUCAUUAAGGAGGGACUCAUUAUAUUUAGCCUCGCCCAAUAUUAAAUCACCAUCAACGACCCAACUUUCAAAUCAUUUACAUACCUCCAAUUCCAGAAAGGAGAAUUUUAUUGAAAAGUCAAAGACCAGUAAGAACUUAACUUCCAUGCUUAUAAAGGAAUCACAAAAAUCUGAAAAAAAGCCACUCAGUACUAUAAAUGGAUCACCUAAUGUACUGAAAAUAGAGGAUAAAUUACAUGGCAAAGAAAAGAAGCGGAAGAGAAAAGAUCUUUUUGGAAAUUUUAAAUCAUUAGCUCUUGGUCAUAGUUGA
Molecule: messenger RNA, 1071 nt
Organism: Yamadazyma jaroonii
Lineage: Eukaryota; Fungi; Ascomycota; Pichiomycetes; Serinales; Debaryomycetaceae
Source: the annotation of a GenBank genome assembly